AUGCCCUACUGCGGUAGAUGCGAUAGGGGCUUCAGCUCCACGGACGCCUUGCGUCAGCACCAGAGGGAUUCGCCUUAUCACUUCCUCUGCUAUGAGUGCCCUUGGGACUCCGACGAUGACUUCUCCUCCCAGGAAGGGCUGGAUGGUCACAUGGAAGACAUCCACAACUACUGCAGCCCGUGUGACAGGUUCUUUGGGCGACCCGAGGAUCUGAGGCGCCACGACGUGGAUAAGCACAACAUGUGUGGCGUUUGCGGUCGGUACUUCAGCUCCCCCAACGCUGUCAGACAGCAUGCCCAGACACACAUGCCCAGGGACCAGAGUUGCAUUGGUGGAUGUGGCAGAAGCUUCCCAACCUUUUCGGCCAUUCUCCUCCACCUCGAGCCCGGUGCCUGUCUCGGAGCUGGUGUGGACAGGGACGAUAUCAAUCGCAUAGCCGAGCAGUCCUGUGGACUCAACUGCAGUUACCUCCGGGGUAUUUUCCAUGCCAAUUGCCCAUCUUGCGACUGCGAGUUUCUCGCCAUCAGCGCUCUGCUGCAGCAUGUCGAGAGCCUUGCAUGCGAAGAGAGUCCCUCGUGGAAUCGGUGGAGGAGGUUUCGAGCGGUGUUGGAGAACAACAUCACCUCGGCCAUCGUGGAUAUCUGA
Geosmithia morbida is the source of this 645-nucleotide messenger RNA. RefSeq names its product ZnF C2H2. Gene Ontology annotation, cellular component: nucleus. The coding region runs from base 1 to 645 and encodes 214 amino acids. The record is from RefSeq and is a predicted model, not a curated record. Gene Ontology annotation, molecular function: RNA polymerase II transcription regulatory region sequence-specific DNA binding; DNA-binding transcription factor activity, RNA polymerase II-specific. Gene Ontology annotation, biological process: regulation of transcription by RNA polymerase II. Lineage: Eukaryota; Fungi; Ascomycota; Sordariomycetes; Hypocreales; Bionectriaceae. The transcript has 2 exons.